Messenger RNA from Fonsecaea erecta, 327 nucleotides. RefSeq lists its product as hypothetical. Bases 1 to 327 code for a protein of 108 amino acids. The record is from RefSeq and is a predicted model, not a curated record. NCBI's taxonomy places the organism in Eukaryota, Fungi, Ascomycota, Eurotiomycetes, Chaetothyriales, Herpotrichiellaceae. The transcript is spliced from 2 exons.
AUGAUGAACUCGACCGCACGCCGCCUCCUGGGCAGGAGCGGGAGCGUCCCCCGCCUCACGAGCCGCAACUACUACACGCCGACGCGCCCGGCGCGGUUCCCGACCGCGCUCGCCCGCGCCGAACGCGCCUCGGACCUCAAGGCGCACCCGGAGGCCGCCGUCACGCAGGAGAAGUUGCCGGACAAGAAGGGCAAUCGGCACUGGACCGAGGACAAUGCCACCGUGAGCGAGGCGGAUAUCCGAGCCGACCGCGAAGCGCAGGAGAAGACGACGACGACGACGACGGCAGAAGGAUCUUCGAGUGCUGCGCAGGACAAGAAGGCCUGA